Messenger RNA from Rubroshorea leprosula, 920 nucleotides. The record is from the annotation of a GenBank genome assembly. Lineage: Eukaryota; Viridiplantae; Streptophyta; Magnoliopsida; Malvales; Dipterocarpaceae.
CGACAUGGAAGCGGUUGAUAGAGGGCAAUUGUGGGAUAAGGGCGAUAACGCCUGAAGAUCUCAAGAUGGGUGCUUUUGAUAGAGAGACUGAGUUGCAUAUAUUUGAUCAGCUGACUUCUAAAGUUGCGGCAACUGUGCCGUGUGGAAUGGGCUCCGGUGAUUUCAAUGAGGAAUUGUGGCUUAAUUCAAAGGUUAUUAGUUCCUUGUGUCAUCAACAGCAAUCUUUUUUUCUCAGGAGCAUUGAUCAAUUGCAAGGUUUGUUGCCUAUGCUCUUUGUGCAGGUGAUGAAGCUUUAAAAGAUGCAAGAUGGCCGCCCACUGAGCAGGAAGAGAAGGAAAGAACGGUAGUCCUUUGUUUACUUCUAUGUCAUUUUUAUCUUUUCUCUUUCAGAAUUUAAUAAAUUUGCUAAAAGCAGGGGGUGUCCAUUAGUGGAGGGAUUGGGGCAUCAGUGAUAUAUUAGAUGCAGCACAAAUGAUAUGUGAAAAGGUUGUUUUAUCAUGAUACUCAAUUUAAUUAUGAUUAUUGCUACUAUCAUAUUUUUUUGUGUCUUCAUCAUCUUCUGCAGUUCCCCCUACAUUAGCUAUUGGCUUGAAAUUAUGCUACUUGGCCAUGUAAACAGUUGAAGCGACAAGUGAAAGAUCUGCUCUUUUAAUACAGUGCCUUUGUCAGUUUAGUCCAUUCUUCAUUCCAAGGAUAUUAAUCAUCAUGGCUUCUCGUCACAUGAGCAUAAAUAUGGAUUCCAGGUGUGUAUGUAACCUUUAAAUGUUAUAUUUUCAGGAGCUUAUGACAACUUUAAGCCAGUCAUGCAGCUAGUUUGUGCUGCUGUACUUUGCUUGCAGUAACUUGUUGAAAGGAGACUCAAUUUCCUAGUGAUCUCAGUCCCCUGUUACGUUCACUUUUAUUAAAUAACCCUUUUGAGC